UCUGAGAAAAUAGAUGUUGUCGAUAGUGGUCAAUAUAAUGAAUUUGGUUGGGGCAAGCAUUGUUUUGAUAUCACUAUGCAUUCUUUGAAGGGUAAGAUAGAUUCUGGUUAUAAGAGGGUAGUUCGUAGUGACGAGGAUGGUGGGUAUUACAGGUUAUUGGGUUUUCCUUUGGCUAUUCAAUUCUGGUUUUUCGAGUGUUGCCCGUACGUUAUUGGGAAACUGUCGUUGUACUCAAAUGUUGGCAUUCCAAGGAUUUUGAAUUGGCCUAAAUUACCCAAGGACAAGGAGGGUCAGAUGAAAAUGGAUGUCAUGAACACCCUCAUUUUCGAUCGGUCUUUGAAAGAGUUAAAAUUAAGAAACAUCACUCCAACUUCUGUUGAAAGAUUGAGUUUGAGCCUUACUGAUUUUUUCUCUGGUGAGACUACUCCCGAUGCUGUCAAAUUCAAAAUUAAAGGUGGUUCCAAGCCUGCUAGUCAACCUGGCUUGAUGGGUGCUUCUUCAUCAUCUGCUCAUGAGAAUGUCUCCCGAGUUGAGUUUGAGGAAUUUAAAAAGUGUCUAUCUAUUGUUGUCAGCCAGCAAGGGAUACUUAUGAAAUCUGUUGCUGAGAUGAACAAGAAGCUGGACAUUCUUGCUGAGGUGUUUUUUUAAUUGUCAUUACUUUUUCUGUUAUUUUUUUAGUAGUGUUUUUAUGUUGUUUUAUACAGUAAAUUAAUUUUUUAAGUUUUUUUUGUUCUCAGUCAUCCCAAGGUGGUCUUACUCACACUGGAUCUCAGUCUGAAGAUGCUCUUCGUUCUUCAGAAAAUGAGGAUGAUGAAGAUUCCACUUCGGAGGAAGACGAGGAUGAUAAAAUUGACGAUGACAAAGGAGAUGAUCAUCAUGACGAUGAAAUUGAUGAUGAUGAUGAUGAUGAUCUUGGUGGAGAUGGUAUUGGUGCUGGUCAGGAUGAGGCUCACACGGGGGAUGUUCGUAACGAUGAGGGUGUUGUUGUCCCCGAGGUUGUUUCGAGGGAUGAUGAUACCGGCAAGGUGGAUGAUGCCAAGAAUUCUGACCCUGUGGAACCUCUUGUAGAGAUCAAACAGGUGUAUUUCUUGUUUGGCCAUCAUUUUUUUGUGCUCUUUGUGUGUAUUUUUGUGUUUUGUGUUUGUUUUAAUAGUUUUUUAAUGUUUUUUUUGUUGUCAGCCUGAACAGUCUCAAGGUGGGGAGGAGAACAUUGAUGUUGAUGCAACAAUUGCAUCUGCUGUUAAAGCUGUGGAGAAUUUGGUUUGUAUUUCUCUUUUUGUUCCUUUGUAAUUUGUGUUUAUCUAGUAUUCUAUUGUUGUUUUUAUAGUGU
Messenger RNA from Cannabis sativa, 1330 nucleotides. RefSeq lists its product as uncharacterized. NCBI's taxonomy places the organism in Eukaryota, Viridiplantae, Streptophyta, Magnoliopsida, Rosales, Cannabaceae. The coding region runs from base 76 to 648 and encodes 190 amino acids. The transcript has 2 exons. The record is from RefSeq and is a predicted model, not a curated record.